CGCACGGCACUCACGCAGAGCUUCUGGAGGAGGUGAUAGCAAUAGCUUCUAGGGGGCCAAAGCCAUACCCCGAUCCGAGUAGGAGUCCAAUUCCUGACCCGCAAAUACCCGCUGAAUUCAUCCGCCUCGUCUAAUUUACGCCGCUUUGAUUGGGGCACGCACGCAUCGCACAUGGUGGAGGAGAUUGGCUGCCAGAGACAGACGGGCAUUGUGGUCGCCAUGCCCAGCCAGGUGGCAUCGAGCACCGGAACUCCAGCUCCAGCCGCCGGCGGCAUUCACCAGCAGCAGCAGCAGCAACAGCAACAUCAGCAGCAGCAGCAACAUCAGCAGCAUCAGCAACACCAACAGCAGCAACACCACCAACAGCAGCAACACCACCAACAACAGCAACACCAACAACACCACCAACAGCAGCAACAUCAACAACUCGCCAGCAAUAUGAGCCUAUUGACCGUUAAGGGCGGCGGUCGUUACCUUUGGACCGAUCGGGAGCUACUGAUGCACCUCCAGAACUACACUCCGCUGAUCCUACUCAUCGAUUUCGUGGAGAAGACCCGGACCAAGCGAUUCUACGAGAGCUCCGAGCGCUAUGAGAUCCUCAUGCUGGUCUUCAUCAUGCGAAAGGGAGCGCCGUUCUGUGAGAACAAGCGUUUUCCGGCGGAAUAUUGGGUCAACCUGUCGGUGGGACCAAUUGCCGAGGCUAUUGAUCGGUUGCAGGCGGCCAUCGACAUACCGGAUCCCCAGCUGCCGAUCCAUAUGAGCGUCACGGAUUUGACCAGCUGGAAGCAGAUGUUCGAUCUGGCCAUGCUGGAUAUAAGGCGUUUUGCGUACUACACCGAUCCUUUGCAGCUGGCCGAUGCGGGUGUCUUUAAUCGAAUCACCUUCGAGCAGCGAUUCGGAAUGCAAUGGCAGGAGUAGUAGUGGGAAUCGAUACAGGAUAUAUGUCACGGAAUACAGGAUAUAAGCACACCCCCUGCACCAACACAACUCACCACAUUUUGAUGGAUCACGGAAAGGGUAAAAUACGUUAGGCUGGUUGUAAACGGUGACGCAGUUAAUUUACACUGUUUA
Molecule: messenger RNA, 1071 nt
Organism: Drosophila rhopaloa
Lineage: Eukaryota; Metazoa; Arthropoda; Insecta; Diptera; Drosophilidae
Product: general transcriptional corepressor trfA
Exons: 2
Coding region: 172-918 (248 amino acids)
Molecular function (GO): structural molecule activity
Source: RefSeq, a predicted model, not a curated record